Molecule: messenger RNA, 4577 nt
Organism: Canariomyces notabilis
Lineage: Eukaryota; Fungi; Ascomycota; Sordariomycetes; Sordariales; Chaetomiaceae
Exons: 1
Coding region: 238-4299 (1353 amino acids)
Source: RefSeq, a predicted model, not a curated record
AACAAUCCGCAGCUCCUCGUCGUUUCGGACCACUGCCAGCGCAUCGCUGCCCGGGACACCAGUGGAGAGACCAUUCUCAUUGGAUUUCAUUGUCUGAGCUCCCAGGCCGCGCAUGUCAUUUCUGUAAACAUAAAUCCACCAGCCUGCCGCUGCAGAAGUUGAAAAAUGCCACGGAAGGUCCAAGAACUCGACCUGGAUUUCCAGAUUUAUGUAGACCCUUCCUGUCUGAGCGAGCCGAUGGAGGACGACAUUCCGGUAACGCAGCAGCCGCCCUUGAGCGACGAGGCGCACAAUCCCACAGUCACAGAGGACACAGAAGAAGACGCGAUUGCGGCGAAUGAGACAACCGCAGAGUGUCAACCGGCCGGCGACAGUGGCGAUGUUCCCAAUGAAGACCUGCAGGAACAUACGGCCGCUGACGAGGAUGGCACACAAGCGGAUGAACCUGCGGUCACUGAGCAGGCCGAGACCACAGUUACACCUGACCAGCCGGUGACUGGGGAAAUCCAGGAAUAUGCGCCAGCAGAUGAUGUCGUCGCCGAGGUUCAGCCAGUUGUCCAGCUAGCACUCGACCCAGAAGAUGGGACCGCGAUUCAAGAGGUUCCGGAGGACACAGCUGCACACGACGGGCAUUCAGAUUCCGAGAAGCGCACAGACCUUGAAGGAGAAGCGACAACCGACGAGUCUCCCAUCGUCGAGAACACCCCAACGGACACUGCGGCUGAGGAACCUGAACAUGUCGAGGAGGCCGUCACCAACGCUUCCCUUCCUGGGUCCGACAGCCAGGAGCUAUCCACUGGCGGCAGCGAGCCAGUUGGCCAAGCGGAAAACGAGGGGACUCAAGUGGGACAACACAAAGAUGUUGGCGACGCCGAGGAGACGACUGAGGAUGCAAAUACUCCGAGACCAGCAUACGACAUGGACAUGGAUGCCGAGCAGACAUACAGCGCGCCUCAGCCAUCAACUUUCACGGACCGCAAGACUUCGUUUCGGACGGAGGCCUUGAUCCAGGCUGCUGCACGUGCCGUUGUGGCCAAGAUUGAGAAGCGUCACAGCGGAGGGUCGACCGAGCACGAUGACGAUGAAUUCGAACACUCCUUUCUUAGCACUGGCUCGCACGGGACCCACGGCCUUGGAGAUGCCGAUCAGGCUUUUGAUAGGCCGCGCGGCUCAAGCCGUCGGGAAUCAUCCGAGUCACAAGUCCGACACAACCUUCCGUCUCGGUCCACCUCUGGCGAUGAGGGUGGUGACAGCAGCUCCCACAAUGAGCCCGACGACGACGUGUUUAGUGACCGCAGCGCUCGAAGUUCGCUCUGCUCACUUGAGGCCAACGACUUUGACGUGAAGACACCCCAAGCGAAGCAGCACCUGUCACGCCGGGAAUCGUUCGCAUCCAGCAGAAACUCGCCGAGAGCAGUGUCAGGACUCUCAGUCAUCUCUGGCCUCUCCCAAUAUGACAAAGAGCAUUUCGUCCCCACCAGCCGCGAAAACCGGAUGCCUUUCCGCACGCCCUCAGAAAUUCGUGCCAUGCAGAUGGGUUCCCCCACGCCGUCAGUCUUCAACGGCAGCUCACCUCGAUCUAGCCGGCGUCACGCGGGGAGCCCCAACGGUAUUCUCCCGCCAAUCUCGAGGAUUGGGAGCCCGACGGUUUCUACCCAGUACUCGCCCAAAGGCCGGUCGACCCCGCCGCGGCUCAAGGUUCGCAAAGAAGCCCCUCUUGUUCUUCUCCACGUCACUCUGCUACCCCUGCGAUGGGUAUGGGGCGAUGUGCUGAAUGGUUUAGACGCUAUCAAUGGCAAGGUCCUCGGAGAUAUGGAACAGCCAUUUGAGGCGUCUGACCAGCUCAAGACACUCCGCGAUUCCUGGCGAGAGCUACAAGACCGUGUUGGGGAUACUGUCCUCGAGCGCGGCAUCCUGCUCCCCCAUCCGCAGAAUGACUAUGAGGUUCUCGAGGAGAGACUGCUUGAAGCGCUUGAGCUUCCCCUACGGCGACGCGCAAGGAUCCUUGAGUGCGGACAUUACCUUGGUCCAGCCAAUGAGAUGGUCGACGAUGAGGAGGAGAGUGACGACGAGGUGUCCCAGUCUGGGCGGACCAAGGAGGAGAAGAGGCACUGGUGUAAUACCUGCAGAAACGAGAUCAAAUACGAUGAUCUGGGUCCAGGCAAGGUCUUCCGUGUCAAGGUCUACGCCAGCAACGGGCUUAUGAAGGCUGGCGCGUGGGAGGCCUGCUGGAAGGAGAUGGAACGGGUUGACGUGGAAGUUGAGCCUAUUGUCAACCCAUCGCUGCAGAAUGAACUCGAAAAGCUCAGUGUCCUGCAGCUUGAGUUGGCGGAGCACCAUCAGAGGCAGGAGCCUGACCUGGAACGAAGCCCCGAGCCAGAAGCAGAACCCAAGCAAGAGCCAUCACCCGACCUGGCACAGCAUACCGAUACCCAGCAACCUUCCCACUUCACUUCCCCCGAGCCUGAGCCUCCACAACCCGACGCCCACAGCCAAGGACAGCACCUCAUGCCUUGCCCUCCGCCUUCAGCGAUGCAACUCGCCAUGCCAGCCUCCCCUGCCCAACCUACCCUGACCCCCACCAUUCACCUCAGCCCUCCGACGUUCGCCCAUCCCUACCACGACAUGUCUGAAGACCGCCGUCGACGCGAGGAGGAACGCAUGCGCGAGAUCUACGGCGAUACGAUGCCACAACCACCCCCUCAAUUCCAGCCGUCCGACGCUCACUAUCCACCGCCCCAGUCUCAUUCCCAUGCCCUGACGCCGUCCAUCGGCCUCCUCACCGAUCACUCCUCCUCCUCUCCCGCAAGCACCCUCCGCCAAAGACACCCGGAUUCCUACGUGGCCCCUCCAAUGCAGCGCUCCCCUUCGGAGGAGGCGUAUGAGCGCCGUGAGCGGAGGCAGCAGCAGCAGCAUUACCAGGAGGAGAAGCGGGAGGAGCAAAGGAUGAACGGGAGUGCAGGGGAGCCAGGGUUUGUGGAACUCCUUAUGGAGGCGUUCAAAGUCCUUUUGAGGGACCCCAAGAACGUAGCCAUUAUUGUGCUGUGCGUGUUCUUGAUGGUCUUGAUGAAUCGGCUUGGGCAGGGGUAUUCCUUUGGGAACGGCAAUACCGGUGCGGGAGGUGGAAAUGGGCUCGGGGUGUACAGAGGGCAUGAAGUUCCUGUCAGGAUGGAGGUCGGUGGAGAGAAGGUUGAUGGGAAGGUGGAGGUGCUGGUUGAGGGGAUGGCGGAGACAUCGCGUGCUGUUGAAGGGGUGCGGAUGGAUGACGGUUUGGUGGUGGAGAAAACACCGGCCUUGAAAGGCGAGGAGGGUGAGAUGGUGUCGAUGCUGCUGCCGGAAGAGCCGGCGCCGGCUAUGCAAGUUGAGGAGGUGGCGAUCAUGUCACACCCUGCGCUGGAGGCUGAAGCGCCGGUUGAGCAGGAAGCCCUCGGUUUUACGCCGGUUGAGGAUGUGUUCGGUUUUGCGACUCCAAAUGCGGAUUUGGAAGUGUCUCCGUCCGGUGCUUUGGAGGAGCCGGAUGCUAACAGUUUGCUGGAAGCUGAAGCAUUGGCGGUCAACGAGAGUGUUCCUGCCGAUGUGGCGGCUCAAGAGGUGGAAGACCAGCAGUUGCUUGGCUCGCUGGAAGAUCCUGCUCUGAUGGCCGCGGCUGAGCUCACAGAAGCCAGCACGGAGGAAGUUUCCGCUCCCGAAUCUGACAAGAUGGCAGACAUAUCCAUGUCUUGCGGCGCCGAGGCCACACCGGAGGAUACCGAUAUCCCGUCCGUCGUGGACCAGCCAGAACCCACCGUCCCUCUUGCCACAGAGCCCGAAGUCAGCGUUGCCGACGAGGGCGAGGGAUCCAUUCCUGCAACACCAAAGAUGGAGAUGCUCGGCGAUGGUAAUGGUUUGCCCAACCCCGAGCAGGGAGAGCCGUCCCCCAUUCCCACACCCAACGCCGAAGCAGGCAGCGGGUGCGAUGUCGACGCGGACUACGACUACGACUAUGAUAGCGACCAUGACACAGACGAACCUUUUACAACAACCCCCUCCCCCGUGCCGUCAUCAUCCGAGGUCUUUGUCCCCGGCCCGUUUGUAACGGAGCGCAAGACGGUGCGGGUGUUUGAGACGGUCACCGAGACGGUUCGCGUGAGCGUGGUUACCCAGACCGAGACGGUCAGCACCGUCGUCACGGCUGUCCCGCAGACGGUUGAGGAGACGGUCUACGAGACGGAGACGGUUCGCAUCACGGUCUCGGUGCCCGUCAAUGAGGGCGGUAAGGGGGAGAAGCGGAGACGAGGGAGUUCGGGAUGUCGGGCUUAGAUUGAUUGAUUUGAGCACAAGGAAAGAGCUUGGCCCGAUCGAUGCAUAUGUGUGUAUGAGAGAAUGAGGGUAUGUGUGACGCGGUGGUUCAGACUGUUGAGUAGUGGGUGAACUUGGAAUGAUGGGUUUAUGUAGUGGGAUGUGACAUGCUUGUAUGUGGGGCAUGUGGUUUCCUUGUGUUGUUUUCCUAGUUCAUGAUUCUUUGGCCCAGAUAGCGGAUACUACCUAGAUGUGCAGCGUUAAGAUGUGUUAUGAUGACGGAACAUGAAGAACAUGGA